This is a messenger RNA of Aplysia californica (California sea hare), 2170 nucleotides long. RefSeq names its product solute carrier family 28 member 3. The record is from RefSeq and is a predicted model, not a curated record. Lineage: Eukaryota; Metazoa; Mollusca; Gastropoda; Aplysiida; Aplysiidae. Gene Ontology annotation, biological process: nucleoside transmembrane transport. Gene Ontology annotation, cellular component: membrane. Gene Ontology annotation, molecular function: nucleoside:sodium symporter activity.
AAGUCAGAAAGCACUUGUGCAGAACGUUUGAGCGAGAUCUGAAACUUGAAGCCAAUCACGCUCUGUGUUCUGGAUUCAGGAAAGUGAAAACGGAGCAACGCUUCCAGAUUGGAAUUCACUAUUUUUCUCAUCCUUCGAAGAAUCAAAUUGAAAGCCAUUUUUUUUCAGUGCGCUGCCAUAAAAAAGGUAGUGGAAGUUCUAAAAAUCUGUUCUAUAAUAGUGUGUUAAUAAUUCUGAGGCAACGAUCAGAAAAACGACAAGCAUUUCGGCAGAAAAAUCAUCUGGGUCAACUCGAGGAAGGACGUGAGAACUCUUGAACCGAGGGCCGACUUCGCAACAAACAAAGAUGGCGGACACCCAACCAGCAGGACAUGAUAAUCCGGGGUUUGCUGAAGACAGCAAGGUGCCUGCUGUCGGAACCACUGAUCACAAAGAUGUCGAGCUGGUUGAGAUGGGUAACCCUACCCCAACUGAAAUAGGGAACGGACUGAAGCACCGACAAAACGGCAAAGUGGUCGAGGAGGAAGCCACCGACGAUCUCGUUCUUGAGAAAGUCGAGUUCGAUCCUGAUAAGUACCCAGCCUUCGCAAAGGGUGUCUUGUUCCUUCAAGAAAAAGUGACUGGUACCUACGAGGAUAAUAAGGCGGCGAUUUGGCAAGUUAUCCUCAUUGUCCUUCUGAUCCUCUACAUCGCGUACUUCAUAUAUGCUAUGGUGUACCGGUUUGGUGAUGAGGGAUCAAUCCGCCUCCUUGUGUGCACUCUUUUCGGUUUCCUGCUUUUGGCGCUCCACCUUUUGCGUAAUCAUGUAGCAGUGGUGUCGGAAAAAGCUGGCCAUUUCCUGCACGAUCCUCACUACUCGAAAACACGACGGAUCAUCCGAUGGAUACUGUAUAUAGUCAGCGCUGUCGGAAUGGUCACUUUGAUCAUCGUGCUAGUGGCUCUGGACACACCGAGAAAUCUUUUGUCUGUGGCUGGUCUGGCGGCCUUCAUCGUCCUCUGUUUCCUCACGUCGCACAACCCGGCCAUGGUGAACUGGCACCCCGUGUUCUGGGGUUUCACCCUGCAGUUUUACUUUGCUGUCGUCAUCCUCAAAACUCGCUGGGGCUAUGAAGCUUUCAAGUGGCUGGGCGAAAGGGUCACAGAAUUCCUCUCCUACAGUGAUGCGGGAGCCAAGUUUGUCUUCGGGGACGUUGCAGAAAUUAAUCUACUGAACGGUGACACUUUGGUGGUCAAAGCUGCGUACACUAUUCAUUUCUUUGCCUUUAAGGUGAUGCCGGUGAUCACGUUCUUCAGCACCAUCAUAGCCGUGCUGUACUACAUUGGCGUCAUGCAGGCCAUCAUCAGGGUCAUUGGACGUUUUCUGGCCUUCUGCCUUGGCACUACCCCGGCAGAGUCGCUCAACGCAGCGGGGAAUAUAUUUGUCUCUAUGAAGUCUCCAAAGUUUGAUAAAGAACAGAGAGGACUUUGACAACUACUUGGAAACGUAUCCAUCUGAGUUGUGGUACAGAGACGGAGACGACAUAAUCCUGGAGCAGCUGAACGACACACGUCUGAAGGGAGGUUUCCUCUCGGUUUAUUCUUCGAGGAGUUUGACUAACGACACCAAUGCUCAUCAAUCGGUUGAUUUUCGAGGGCUUCACUGCGUCUUGGAGAUGCUAGAGUUUGAGAGUAUGUUCUGGAAAAGAACAUGAGUGAAAAAGAACGUAGCGAGACGACUGCAGCUAUGCUGAAAACGACAUGGUCCCACUUUAUUUUAGUAACUCAUUUAUAUUUUGUUAUUUUGUUACAAUAAUAAACAUGUUACAUUGUACAAUGCUUUCAUUAACCUCAUUCUGCCAGGAAUCAUAUCUUUUAAAUCAUUUUCUAUUUAUAUAUAAUAGCUUUAUUUACUUCAGUCGCUAAAAUGUUUUCAAUAUUUUUUUUUUCUUUUGUUGAAUAUUUUAUAUUUUUGUACUUGUUUCCAAAAGCAUUGCUCUUCUGUUCCAGACUUUGAAGACACUUUACGUUGCGCCUUUCUGUAGACUCUUCAAACAGGAACGCUUCAAAUGACGAGACACAUUAUAUAUCUACCAUAGUUCAUGUGUGCAUUCGUUUGUAUAUGGGUUGUGUGUGUGUCUGUGUCUGUGUCUGUGUGCACGUCUGUGAGUGUGUGUGUAGUCUGUAAGAUCAC